GGGAUUCCCCUUCCCUGCCUUCAAUCAGGAAGAACCCAAGAAAAUUCAUCCCCCAAAUUCAACAUCAAAUUAUAGAAAAAGUAAUAUACAAGAAAGACUGAACAUUUGGGAUAACGUCGGGAUUCAUACAAGAAGGAAAGUCCAGAAUUGAUGGCCAUCCUAUAUAUGCUUAUAAUAAACUGCAACAUCAAGCCAAACACAACACUCCAGUACUUUUGAAAUCCUCCAACCAACCUUUGAAAAUAAACUCAAUUCACCCUUACUUUCCAUACUUAAACAUCUCAAUUACGUUGAUUUUGAUUAUCUAGUCAUCCUAAUCGACCUUCAAAUUAGGCUUUCUUGAUGGAUGCUCGCGUGGUGGAUAAGGUUUAUGUUGCUGUUGGCAGCGACUUGCGGGAUGGAUUCAAGACUUUGUAUUGGACGAUUGGAAAGUUCAAGUCUAGGCCUUUCUCCAUUGUCAUUCUUUAUCUAACCGAUGACAUUUCCAGGAAUUUUGUUUACACCCCACUUGGCUACAAGCUUCCUCCAACUUCUGUGAGUGAUGAGGUGCUCGAAGAUCGUCGGAAGUAUGAAGAAGGGAAGACUGAAGAGUUACUUUCCAAAUAUAAAGCUUUCUGUGGCAAGGUGAAAGCUGAAACACUGAAAAUUCGAAAAGAUGAUCAGCCUGUGCAGAAACUGGUGUUAGAUUUGAUCUCAGAACUCAAAAUAACCAAACUUGUCUUGGGAAUUAAUUGCCUGAAAUCCUCAUCCGGGAAAUCAAGAGGUGCCAUAAGUGGAUCAUUCUUUGUCCACCUGCGCAAACCUGAAUACUGUGAAUUGUUCAUAAUAUGUGGGGGUAAACUUGUAUUCCUGAAAGGAAAUAAUGAGGAAGGAGUUAUGGAGGACGAUCAAGGAGUUACACUUGCAAAAAUGAGAGACAACUUAAGAAGCAGGAUAACUAGAAUGUUCACCGAAAAGUAUUCUGCGGGAAGUGGCUCUGGCUUACCAAAUUCACCUGGAAACCUGGACUCCCCUAAUUCACAGAAUAACUGGGAACAACAUGUCCAUGAAAUAGAAAACUAUUUCCACCAAUUGAUGUCUUUAAACUUGGAUAUAGAAGAUCCUGAACUUCUGCAAACUAGUCCAAGGGAGGCGAUUAUGGCAGAACCUGAGCAUUCUAAUAUGAGUGAUGAAGAAAAAAUGGAAUCUUUGAGAAGUAAACUAAAUGUAGCUCAGGAGAUGAUCCAGCUGCAGAGAAAAGAGGCAAAAGCCAAUACUGAAAGAUACUCAAAAGCUGAAUGGGCUAUAUGUUUAUGCACCACCAGGGCUGAGAAACUUAAUGAUCAAAUUAAAGAAGAGAUGACAAAUCGGAUAGAAAUACAGAAAAGGUUAGAUGAUGAGAAAGAACAACUGUAUGAAGUCACAAGAGAUGUGGAAGAGAGCAGAAAAAGAUUGAGUUCACUAGUUGAACUCCAAUCUGAGCUCUCGAACAAGAUUCAAUUGUCAACAAUGGCAAAAGGGCACGCGGAGAAACAAUUGGAGAAAGCGGUGAUUGCAAGAGCGGAAAUGGUUAGAGAGAUUGAUGAGCUGCGACGACAGCGAGAUGUUCUUCAUCGAAGAAUUGAGUUUUGCAAAGAGAAAGAUGCCAUUGGAAUGGUUAUGAGGUCUAGUCAUGAACUGAUAGGCUGUGGUUAUAAAGAGUAUGCAGCUGAAGAGAUUAGAGUGGCCACUGAUGAUUUUUCUGAACGUUUGAGAUUGAAAUGUGGUGGAGAUUGGACAAAUGUGUAUAGAGGAAGAAUUGAUUUUUCAUCUGUUGCCAUCAAAAAGCUCAGCUCUGGAUUGUCUGUGGAAGAUUUCCAAGCUAAGGUGAAGCUUCUUACAAACAUCAGACAUCCUCAUUUGGUUGCCAUAAUGGGUUUCUGCUGGGACCUAAAAUGCAUAGUUUUCGAGUACAUGUACAAUGGCAAUUUAAGAGACAUUUUAUUUACCUCUAAAAGGAACUCUACAAAACAUGGAUGGCCCCUAGGGUGGGCUGACCGGAUCCGCAUCGCUCACGAAGUUUGUUUGGGCCUCAGCUUCCUCCACUCGGCAGAGCCCAGGCCCAUUGUCCAUGGUCACCUGACACCAUCAAACAUCCUCCUUGACCGCAAUCUUGUUGCAAAGAUUAAUGGAGUUGGGUUGGGAUGCUCUGAUCAAUGUGAUGAAAGAUCUGAUUUUUGGGCCUUUGGGGUGGUGUUGUUGAAUCUUUUAAUGGGGAGGAAUUGGGCCGGGCUUGUUGAAGAAGCAAUGACAUUGGAUCGGAUGGCCCUGGUCCAAGUUUUGGAUAAGAUGGCUGGAAACUGGCCUAAGGAUAUGGCAGAGGAAAUGGCUGGGAUAGCAAUGAGGUGUUUGUCAGUAAGCCAAGAGGCCUUUAAAGAUUUGAGGAUUACAGGUAUUAUGAAAGAGCUUGAUGAAUUGAGGAAAAAGGCUGAUGGUUUAGCAGCAAGAGUAGCUAGUAAGGUGGUGAUUGAUAAAUUUGCAAAUAAAGAAGAGGACUCAAUUGAUGUUCCCAGAGUUUUUCUCUGCCCCAUAUAUCAGGAAGUAAUGAAGAAUCCACAUGUAGCUGCAGAUGGAUUUUCUUACGAGUUAGAAGCAAUGGAGGAAUGGCUAGGAGUGGGGCAUGACACUUCUCCCAUGACAAAUCUGAGACUUGAAAACAAAUUUCUUACUCCUAAUCUUACCCUUCGUUUCCUCAUUCAAGAUUGGCAAAAUAAAAACUCUGAUGUUCCUUCUUAAACUUACACUAUUGCUUUGUAUGCUCUCUGUAAAUUCUUUGAUUAUUCAUAACAUCCCCGACUUUGCACGAAGCAUAGGCCGGAGUUUUGUUUAAAGAUGUAUGCAUAGAAGGAUACACUAAGGGCGUUUGCUUAGAAAUAAUCAAAAUAUUAUUAUGAUAA
Messenger RNA from Mangifera indica (mango), 2915 nucleotides. RefSeq names its product putative U-box domain-containing protein 50. The transcript is spliced from 8 exons. The record is from RefSeq and is a predicted model, not a curated record. Gene Ontology annotation, biological process: protein phosphorylation; protein ubiquitination. Gene Ontology annotation, molecular function: ubiquitin-protein transferase activity; ATP binding; protein kinase activity. Bases 343 to 2754 code for a protein of 803 amino acids. Lineage: Eukaryota; Viridiplantae; Streptophyta; Magnoliopsida; Sapindales; Anacardiaceae.